AUGCCUGUUGUGAGCAACCAGCUCAGGAACUUGAAGAUCUCGCCGCCAUCCUUGGCCGACCAGGUCAACUCAAAGCUCAAGGCAAACGUCAUUUUGGUUGCCAAGUACGACUUUGUCGCCGAGUCGGCGUCUGAGUUCUCCGUCAAGAAAGGAGACGUGCUCAAGCUUUUGGAUAAACUCGCCAAUGGCUGGGUUCUUGUGAAAUCCGUGGAAAAAGUCACGUCCCCGGGCCUUGUCCCUUGUCUUUAUGUGGAUAUUGCCGUGAACGACACGCUUAAUCCUAUCACCUUACAGUGGCUUCACGAGACUGGAACCUCCGCAACCACAGUUUUAGGAAACACAACAUUUUACGAUGCCGAAGUCAAGCAACUCCUCCGCAAUAACGCGCCCAUAACCAUCAACAACCGACCAUAUCCACUCGCUGCCUCCAUUUCCAAUUUCCUCUUGUACGAAAACCGCUAUUGGUACAGAGUCGACAUCACCUAUAGCACCCAGGAAAGGGCGUAUUUGUGCCGCUACUACCAGGACUUUUACACUCUUCAUGCUUCUCUUCUCGAGCAUGUGGAGCAGUGGCAGCUGGCGUCCAAGGAUCAGGAGCUUCCAGAGUUCUUGAAGUUGCCCAAAUUGCCUGAACCCAUUCCCAGCAACAAAAGAGAAUCGGCAGAGCUCAGGUCCCUUCUUGUCAAGCGGUGCAAGGAUCUCGACCAGUACAUCAACAGUCUUAUUCUGAACAAGCACUACCAGGUGCUGCCUCCGUUGCUCAGAUGGCUCGAUGCCAAGUACGAAAAAGCUCCUGGGUUCGUAGUGGCAGAGCAGCUCAAUGAAACCAACGAGGUUAUCAACGAAAAGGUGUUGCCUGGUUCCGUUGGCAUCUAUUCCCAUCACAAGGCAGACAACGGAACCGAAAGCGAAAGGCUCCAUGCUGUAUUGGAUAAGCGUGAGGAGGAGGACCAGGCUAAGAAAUUCCCCAUGACUUCACCCAACCCUAACGACCGCCUAGGUCCCAAGCAACCGGUUUCAAGAAAUAUCUAUAAUCACUACCAGCAAAUUGUGGGCUACCAGGGCGACCUCCAGCGUGCCAAAACGACCCGUGAUCUUCUGAGGUCAAAAACAUCCAGAGAGCCCCGCCUCGGUCCUACAAGAAAAGCACCCCCUGGCGAUCCCAGCCAAGUCACAAGACUGAAAACAACAUGGCAGCCACAAAGAGCCGCCACGGCUCCUACAAUGGUCCAUACAAGCCCCCCUCCUAAGCCGAUGUCGAUUUCUGCUGUGAAUGGGAACCCUUUUGCCAGGACAAAGUCGGUGAAAACCACCACCGGUUCCGAAACUUCCGGGCCGACUUCAGCCGACACCUCUUUUGAUACGAGUCUUCUUUCUCUGCCCCCUUCUCUAAACAGCAGGUCUGUUCAGGGAACACCAGAAUUGGGGCCUGGCCAGCUACGGUGCCAGAUUAAGACACAAAACCAAGACAAGCUUUCUGUGAGGAUAAACAAGCCCGAGGUGACGUCUCUCGCUGAGUUCAAGCGGCUCAUAUACCAAAAAGUGGCGUUUAAUAAUCUCUAUAUCAAUUUGCCCGAUUCCGAUACCUACGAGGAGAUGGAUGCCGGGCUGACUGGUUUACUCGAACAUAUCCGGGCCAGCGAGAAUGUUAAUGUGCUUGUGACGUAA
Molecule: messenger RNA, 1668 nt
Organism: Candidozyma duobushaemuli
Lineage: Eukaryota; Fungi; Ascomycota; Pichiomycetes; Serinales; Metschnikowiaceae
Exons: 1
Coding region: 1-1668 (555 amino acids)
Biological process (GO): conjugation with cellular fusion
Cellular component (GO): mating projection tip
Molecular function (GO): protein binding; phosphatidylinositol binding
Source: RefSeq, a predicted model, not a curated record